UGAUAUUUUUAUGCUGAUAAUGAUAAACUAAAGCGAAAAUUGCAUAAAUGAAAGAUUUUAGAAUAAAUAUCAUAAUUAAAACUGACCAAAAGGUACUAGGUGCUCAUGUUCAUAUGAAUAGAAUGGUAACGUGAAUAGCUAUUCGCUUUCCGGACUUGAACAUGAGGUAUGUGCAAGGAGGGGUGUGGCUUUAUAUGUCAAUAUAUCUCUGCAUUUGGUAGUAAAGUUUGAUUGUGUUAACCGCAAGUUAGCAUGUGCGAUAUAGUUUUCUGUUAUCAACUCAAACAAAUAUUUAUUUAACUAAUUAUCUCCAGGGUUGCCCAAAACGAAUCGAAUAAAUAUCAAAGUAUUCGAAUACCUUUUCGUCUGAUUUUUGAAUAAUCCUGAAUAAUGGCCACUUUUCGCCGUAAGCGUGGUGUUCGUUUUCAAGGGAAAUCUUAUUUGUUGUAUCUAUCGUAUUGAACCUCAGCACUCUAUUGCUUUCUCUCUCCACUGCAAACCAAAUUUUCCAUAGGGGACUUUUAAAGCUUCCUCUAUGCAAAUCCAAUCGUACGUUUUUUGUACACAAUUUUUACCAUCUAAACAAGACUCUGUGUGAGCAAACACUGACCCUUUUUAUGCUCUUUCUAAUCAUUGCCAACUUCCUUUCUUAGAUAACAAACAUGUUUAGUUUAAAAUCGGAACUGUUUAAAAAACAACAAGAGGUAACUUCUAAAAAAUCUGGUCAAAUAGUUACAUCGGCAAUCAGAAAACAACAUAAAUUGAAAAGUUCUUCAAAUGGGGAGGGGAAAGUACCUGAAAAUGAGAAGAAUCCGGGAGUUGAAGAACGUAACGCAAGAGAUAUUGCCGAAACAUCUGAAGAAAUAGAUAAAGGGAAAAUGGUGAAAUCUGUGCUGGAGGCCAAAGCCAAACUCUAUGAGAAAAUGUCAUCAGGAAACCUGUUGCCAGAUGAAGAGAGUUCUUCAUUAUUUCUGGUUGAUUUUGAGCAGAAAUCCAUGGAUGCCAGAUUACAGAAGACAAAUAAUGAACUUGAUAUCAAACCAAGAGUUGGAAUAAAUGUGGCAACAGAGUUAGCUUCUGAACUCCAGAAAUCAGAGAAUGAAUGGGUCGAAUAUACAGAUAGUUUGGGUCGGACGAGAACGUGUUUGAAAAAAGAUCUGGACAGAAUGAAAAGAAUGGAUGAAAAACUGAAUGAAGAAAAGAGAAGAAAACUGGAAAUACAGGAACCUGGAGAGAGAACAUUGCUGUCUGAUGACAUGCGACGUGAAAUAAAGCGUGAACAAUGGGAGAGAGAAGCAGUAGAAGAGAUCAACAGACCACUACAUUACGAGGAUUUACGAGCAAGAGAGAUUCGAGAACUCGGCGUCGGAUAUUUCGCAUUUUCGACCGAUCAAAAAACAAGAGACACACAGAUGAAACUUCUUCGUAAAAUGAGAGAUGAGACGCAAAAGGAAAGAGAAAAUGCCAAAGACGCAGAGAAAAAGAAACGAACAGCGUUGCAAGCGAGAUUAGAAAAAGUUCGGUUGGGGAGAAUUAAAAAAUUAAAAGCACAAGGAAAAGAAAUUCCUGAAAAAUUAUUAAAACCGAUUGAACUUUCACCACCAGAGGCAGAAGAAGAAAAACCCACACAAAGUGAUGUCACGAUAGCUGAAAUCACGAAGGAGAUGGAGAAAGGAAGAGAGUGAUAAAGGAAAAGAUGGUUGCCCGCAGAACCUACAAAACCACCCAAAAGUUGGAAAGAUCCUCAUGAUGAGAGACUAGAUGAAUUUGCCCCUCCAUCCUUCUACUAUGACACAAGGAUCAUAAUAAUAAAUAAAAGGAAAUAUCCGCAAAAUAACACACACCCAAUUAACCCUUUGAGUACCUCAUAUAGUGAGAGUUUAACCCAUAUUAGACACGGCAAUUCCCAGAGCACAUCCAAUAGGACAGACAGUUCUAGUAUAAAAACUGAAGAAAAAUUGGGGGACCAAUUUGGUAUUCCGAACACUUUUGGACAAAAAACAAAUUUUUCAUCAAAUUCAACUUCAACAAAUUCUAUUAUUUCCACAGAUGUACGGGAAAGAACUGAUAGAGUUCUGGAUUAUCUUACUACUUCUGGUAUAAAACAAGAAAAUUCUGAAUCUAGUCUAAUUUUGGGUGAAAAUAACCCUGAUUUAGUUAAAAAAGAACCAAAAAGGGAUGAAAAAAUUGUAGAAAAUGAUGUAAAUAUGUUUGUUCCUACUGAUAAACCAAUAACAAUGAAAAUUAAGCAAGUGCCUAAAAAAUCGAAAGUUUUGGUGUCAAAAUCUGCGUUUUCUGAUGAUUGAUUUCUGUAUAUUUACUGUGAAAUUUUUUGUUUUUUUCUUGGGGGUUCUUUUCCAAUGGGUGUCAAAGGUCAUUUUCAAUGGGGGGACAAAAUUGCUGCCACCUACCAUCAUGUUAAAUGCAUUGAAAGACACUAUUAGUGAUAAAUCUCCUUUAGUUAUUAGGGAUGGGCCGAGAUCCGGACUCGGAUUCGAGUCGAAUCCACGCAUUUUUUGGACUCUGAUUCGAUUUCGAGUCCAUGUCAUUUUUACAGAGUCUAUAAUCAAUACUGUUUUUACUAAUUUACGCCUAUGUUUGUACUUUUACCUCUAUAAAUCUCAGCACAUACCCUAACUCAGGGGUGGGCAAAUUACGGCCCGCGGGCCUAAUCCGGCUCGUUGGGGAAUUCAAUCUGACCCGCCUGAUGCUGCCACAACCAAACUAAAACCAAAUUUAGAUGCCUUAGCUAAAAAAAAAAAUAGCCCAAGAAAUUUGUUGAGAUCGUGACUAAAUAUAGUUUUGGCAAGAAGCUUCUUUUUUUCCACUUUUGCUUUUGUAACACUAUAAAUAUUGUGCAUAAAAUGUAUCCUUUUACGUCACAUUUACAUGGCCCGACAGUCUAGAUGGGCAAAAUUUUUGGCCCCUGGUCCUGCCCUAACCAAUCAAAACGCAUAUUAAAAACUAUUGAUCGCUUAUAACAAAGCUGUCGCCUUCAAAAACUAUAUAUCCUUUUUAGUAUACAUGUGAACAUUAGCGCAAUACUUUUGAGUCUUCGAUUCGCGUAUGAUGAAACAUGCUCUGGAUCAACCCAGGGGGGGAAUUUAUUUAUACCUCUUUUAAAUCGAGUUUAUUAUGUGUAAUCUUUUCCCUGAAGAGGGAGCAAUUGAAAACCUGGAAAAUUUUAGAAUUUUUGCAUGCACUACUAAAUUUCAAGCAGAUGUACAACAUUGUAUUGGCAUGAGUGGCAUCUACUAUUUGCGCACGCGACAUAGAAGUAUAUGGAAUUAUGUAGGAGCAUUGUAGUCAAAAGCUUUUUAUUUUUCAUAUUGGCAUGUAAGAAUUUCGAAAUAGCCGUCUAGUAUUAUCGGUGGUAUGAGCUACGACGUAUGUUUGUGAGCGCACGUUUCUGUAGCAUGGUCAAAAACGUGUUUUUCUGCUUUUCCAUUAUGACGUCACGGACUCUGUAGAUUCGAUUCGA
Styela clava is the source of this 3481-nucleotide messenger RNA. Its product is annotated as coiled-coil domain-containing protein 174-like. Gene Ontology annotation, cellular component: nucleus. Lineage: Eukaryota; Metazoa; Chordata; Ascidiacea; Stolidobranchia; Styelidae. The record is from RefSeq and is a predicted model, not a curated record.